UGCAACGUAACAAAACAAAUAAAGAAACUAAAUUUUGUUCCUUCCUCUUCUACAGGCAAGUACGAUCUUUUGCUAUCUCUACAUUUUGCAGACAAAAGUUUUAUAAUGGUAUAUUCCUCUAAGAAGCUGUUCUUGUUCUUCCUCUCGUGCAUUAUGCUGAUUUUCAACUACAACACUAGUGGCAUCGUAACCACAGCAAAUAGCAUUGGCUUGAACUAUGGCCUCCUUGGAGAUAACCUCCCAGCACCGUCCAAUGUACUCAACCUUUACAAGUCCAUAGGCAUUACAAAAAUCCGAAUCUUCGACCCGAACACAGAGGUUCUUAACGCCUUACGCGGCCACAACAAUAUUGAAGUCACGGUUGGCGUGAGGGACCAGGACUUGGCUGCUCUUGCAGCUAGCGAAGAAGCUGCUAAGGACUGGGUUGCAACCAACAUCGAGCCUUACUUAGCCGACGUCAACAUUUCGUUCAUUACUGUUGGUAAUGAAGUCAUCCCCGGACCAAUCGGUCCUCAAGUGCUUCCGGUCAUGCAGUCUCUCACCAACCUCGUCAAGUCGAGGAAUCUUCCGAUCGCGGUAAGCACCGUGGUGGCUAUGUCAAAUCUUAAGCAAUCAUACCCACCUUCCGCUGGAAAGUUCACGUCCCAAGCGCGAGAACAACUUGUCCCCGUGCUUAAACUAUUGUCUCAAACAAGUACGCCUAUUCUCGUCAAUAUUUACCCUUACUUCCCUUACGCGUCUGACCCAACGAACAUCCCUCUCGACUAUGCUACCUUCAACAUUGAGGUCGUCGUGGUCCAAGAUGGACCAUUGGGCUAUUCAAACAUGUUUGAUGCAAUCUUUGACGCAUUUGUGUGGGCCAUGGAGAAGGAAGGCGUGAAAGAUUUACCUUUGGUAGUGUCCGAGACGGGAUGGCCAUCUGCCGGAAAUGGGAACUUAACCACACCGGAUAUCGCGGGUACCUACAAUAGAAAUUUUGUGAAGCAUGUACUAAGCGGAAAAGGAACGCCUAAGCGACCCAACAAUGGAAUGGAUGGGUUUCUAUUCGCAACGUUCAACGAAAAUCAAAAGCCGGCAGGGACUGAACAGAAUUUUGGGUUGUACAAUCCUAGUGAUAUGAAACCCAUCUACAAGCUAUUUUAAGUGUGAAAGUUGCUUAGACUUUCCCGAUUCACUAGUUGUUAGUGAACUAAGUAAAAUUAACACAUACUAAGCUAUUGGCUUAUGUGGAAGUGAUGAGAUCUGGUAGGGAGCUUGGUUGACUUUGUAAUAAAUCUGAAUUUGGUAG
Messenger RNA from Arabidopsis arenosa, 1288 nucleotides. The record is from the annotation of a GenBank genome assembly. NCBI's taxonomy places the organism in Eukaryota, Viridiplantae, Streptophyta, Magnoliopsida, Brassicales, Brassicaceae.